Lytechinus pictus (painted urchin) is the source of this 834-nucleotide messenger RNA. RefSeq names its product QRFP-like peptide receptor. The record is from RefSeq and is a predicted model, not a curated record. Gene Ontology annotation, molecular function: G protein-coupled receptor activity. Bases 1 to 834 code for a protein of 277 amino acids. The transcript has a single exon. Gene Ontology annotation, biological process: G protein-coupled receptor signaling pathway. Gene Ontology annotation, cellular component: membrane. Lineage: Eukaryota; Metazoa; Echinodermata; Echinoidea; Temnopleuroida; Toxopneustidae.
AUGGUGCUGUUCCAAAGAAGGUCAAAGCAACGCUCGACCGAUACCUUGGUUGGAGGGCUUGCCACGGCCGAUUUUCUGACAUCCGUCUUUGUGAUCCCCGUUCCAAGGGCGGGAAGGGUUCCUUUGACCUGGCUUGGUGAGGUUUAUUGCAAGAUACAAGAACCGAAUAUCCCCAAAGAUAUCUGUGUAACAGCGUCUAUCUACAUCCUGGUCGCUAUAUCAAUGGAGCGUUACAUAGCCAUUGGACAUCCGAUCUAUUUCAACCGUAUCCUGACGCGUGGACGCGUGGCAAUAUCCAUAGUCAUCAUCUGGUUAUUUGCCAUCAUUACUUCUUUUCCUCGAGUUUUUACCACCAGUGUCCACAACAUGGACACCCGGAGCACAUCGGGCAUCUGUGCGUACAGAUAUGCUAACCAGACCAGUCAGAUCACCCUCUCCGUGUUUCUUUUCUGUCUCCGACUUUUAGUCCCAACGAUAGUCAUGUACAUAACGCAGAUCCUGAUAGCCAGUCAUCUCUAUCGACAUGCUCGCACGUUUCAAGGGCAGAAUAACGCAUCGUUUCAUGAUGUUGCUCGACGUCGUGUUCUCAAGUUAAUGCUGAUCGUCAUCGUCACCUACAUCAUCUGCUGGGGACCAACUAAAGUCGCCACCUUUCUCUUCUUCUUUGGAGUUCUUCCUCCGACUUUCAGAAAGAGUCGAGGAUGGACACUCCUCGUUGUCCUAUCACUCUUCAACUCCUGUGCGGCUGUGCCAAUCCUAUCAUCUACGCCAUCAGGUUCAAAGAGUUCAGGGAGGCGGUAUUCUCCAUGUUCAGGAAACAGAGGCGUCCUCUGA